Iphiclides podalirius (scarce swallowtail) is the source of this 831-nucleotide messenger RNA. The record is from the annotation of a GenBank genome assembly. Lineage: Eukaryota; Metazoa; Arthropoda; Insecta; Lepidoptera; Papilionidae.
AUGAUAAAUAUAAUUUUCAUCUCAAUCGCGAUCCCAUGCAUCCUCGAAUGCGAAGGUCGGCUGCUGGUGAGGACGACGGAGCGGGCGUUUGUCUCGAAGAAUGACGACUUCAAAACGGUCUCGAUCACAAAGCACUGUCUCCACGGCCAGGAGAAACAGGACACGUCCGCCGAGUUGGAGAGCCAAGGUCCGCACGCCAAGCGCUCCGUCGAGAAGGCGAGGAUACCGCUGGUGAAGAAGCCCAUACCGACAUACGUCGAAAUCAACUACGACGAGGACUACCAGAGCAGGAUGGCCCGCUGGCCGGAGAAGUACUCGGACUCGAGCGAGAACGAGGACGAGGACUUCAACGUGGACGACUACGACUUCGACGUGAACCACGACGAGUACGCGACGCGCGGGAAACCGAUCGAGCCGCGAGUGAAGCUGGCCAAAAGCCCGACACCCAAACCGGCCGAGCCCGAAGUGAAGAGCACACCGGCGGUGCCGAAGAUCUUCGACGAGGCGACGCAGAGGAACAACACGCCGAGUAAGCGACAAGAGACAGUCAUCAACGUCAGCGAGAAGAAUAAAGCACGGGCGGACGAUUACUACGACGAUUUGACAACGAAGCCUUCUGAGAAUAUGAAAAUUGUGUACUCCCAGGAAGACGUUGUUGAAGAAACGGACGAGGGCGAGUACGCACGCAAGGGCUCGGUAAGAACCGUCAGGUCGUCUUGGAACAUUGGCGGCUACGUGGACAAGUUGGGGGAGAAAACCUCGCUGAUAAUGAACAAAGUUUUGAGUAUUCUGCCCAUGUUUCCGCAAAUUCCGCAAAGGAAAAACGUUCAG